This is a messenger RNA of Hansenula anomala, 1356 nucleotides long. RefSeq names its product Std1p (gene STD1). Lineage: Eukaryota; Fungi; Ascomycota; Saccharomycetes; Phaffomycetales; Wickerhamomycetaceae. The coding region runs from base 1 to 1356 and encodes 451 amino acids. The record is from RefSeq and is a predicted model, not a curated record. The transcript has a single exon.
AUGUAUGUGUCACCAGUCUUAUCCAAAACUAAGUCUGAUACUCCAAAAGAGUAUACAAACAGAGCCAGAGAUGAAAUUACAAGAAAGUUGAAUUUAAAACCACCAAGUUCUCAACUAAGGCAUGGUUCUUCACCUCUGAAGAAUGUAUCAAGUGCAAGUGAUCAUUCAUUAUCUAAAACAAAUUCAUAUGAUAGUUUGGAAAUACCUUUAACACUAUCUGAAAAAGAAACCACAUCAAAACAAGAGAAUAAACCAAAAUCUAAAUUAUUUGGAUUAUCAAAAUUAAGACAUUUGAAUUCAAGUUCAAGUUUAAAAUCAUCCAAAAAAUCAUCAUCUGAAGAAGAUUUAAUCCCUAGUGAACCUGUUGAUAAUGAUGUUCAAAUGGAGGAUUAUGAAUAUCAACAACAAUUACAACCAUUACAUCCUGUUCCUUCAAUUUCUUCAUCUUUUUCAUCAUCAGCAUCAUCAAUCUCAACAACACCAUCCAUGACUUCUAAAAUAACUAAUCAAGAUUCAAUAUUCUCAAAUCAAACUUUACAAACCCAAUAUACCAACAUUUCACAGUUUUCACAUCCAGAAUCCAUACAAGAACAACACCAACAACCAGGACAACCAAUAAUGAUGACUUUACAAGAUGCAUUACCUUCAAGAUUCGAUGACAUGUAUGCCCCUGAAUUAUUAGCUGAUCCUUCAUUAUUAAUAGAUGGUCGUCCAAUGUUUACCAAAAGAGCCUUAUUAGAUUGGGAAUUAAAUGACAUUAGAUCAUUAUUAAUUGUUGACUCUAUAAAACCUGAAUGGAACAACUCAUUACCAAUAAUUUAUGCCCCACAAGGUUUCAAAUUUGAAUAUUUACCAUUAGAUGCAGAUGAUGAAACCAUUGUGGAAAAAUUGGUUCAUUCAGAUAUUUAUAAAGAGGCGAAAUUUGAUGUUGAAUUUAGAGAACAAACUGCUAAAUACACUUUAAACGCAGCAAGACAACGUCAUGCAAUGUUUUUAACAAAUUCAGGGAUACCAAUUUUUUAUAAUAAUAGAUUAUCAAAACCUGAAUGGCGUAAUGUUAUUGAAAAUUUUUUAUUAAAUUUAGCUGUGGAGGCUCAAUGUCGUUAUGAUUUUAAAAAAUCUUGUCAUGAAUUGAAAAAAUUGAAAAAAGCUGGAAAUAUGUCUUCAAAUGGGAAUGUUAAUGUUUCUAGUUCAAAUGGGAAUUCAUUAUUAAGAAAAGCUAUUAUGAAUGAUUCAAGAACUGUUGUCCCUGGUUUACCUAAAUUAUCAAAAGAGGAUAAGGCGAAAUUAUGGACACAGGUGCAAGCUAAAGUUUAUAAAAGAAUUGGAUUGGAUUGGACUCCUGAUUCAUUAUAA